AUGGUUAAACAGCAAGUCAUCCACUCUGGUUAUCUACUGUCCCCACUAACGCACCGUCUAGAUGAUAUAAAGUGGACUGCGGAAACUUUGUGGUUUGGUGAAAUCAUCAUUCGGGAUGAGUACAGACGUAAGAUCGGUAAAAAGAAGAUAUACCUAAUGUACAGGCCGGAUCUGGUUCCUGUGAAUCCAUGGAAUCAAAGGGACGCGACCUCGGCCAAAACAAAUCGGAGGCUACCACCGGCUCGUGGUGUCAUAUCUGCUGCGCCCCCGGUACCACCUGGCUUUGUAGCAGUGGUGCCUCGUCCUGCUCUUCCUAACCCACCUGUCCCACCUCCCCCUCCCCCACCUUCUCCUCCGCCCCCACCACCUGCGCGUCCCAUUAAUGGCUAUCCCUUUGACUUUUGGCCCAACCUACCUUGGGAUCCUGAGCCUCAAGAUGAUGAAACUAUAAACGAAUCAAUGGGCUCAAUCGCCAAAGAUAAGGGUAAUCAACUUCUUUGGAGAAACACACGUCCAAUGUUAUGGCCACCUCGGAAUGAAGACAACUGGAGAAACAAAAGAUUCCUAGGCGCUGGGAGUUAUGGAUGUGUUGGGCUACGAUGCCAGCAUGACGAAACGAAUACCAUAAUCAGACAAAUGAUUGUGAAAGAAUGUAGACCAUCAAAACACAUAUGGCGGGAUCCAGUAAGAUGGCGAAAUCAGGUUCCUCAAGAGAUCAACAUGCACCAGCUAGUUGAUCAAAGCCGCACAGCAGCUAGUGGGGGAAUAGACCAUGAUACUCUUGUAGAGCACCAAGGCUACCGCUUAAUGAUGGAGCUGCAACGUUACCGAAUUUUCCUCAACUACUAUGAGGGAAGGGGAGUUUCCACAUUCGUCUUAUCAGAUUUCGGCGGAGUCUUUACAGACCUGGCUGGAACCGAGGAUGUUAAGAGUGACAAUCCAGACGAAUACACCCUUGACGCGGAUAUUGCAUUGCUCCCACCUGAGAUCUACUCUCUUAAGCUAGGACACGGAUACUUCAACUCCUACCUAAAGAGAUUUAAGAAACGAGACUCUAAUCGCUGCACCUGCCAAAACAUCCAAACGCCAGAACACCUACUACUACACUGGGCCGUCGCCCUGGCUACCGCGAAGGGUAUUAAGUCCGAAGAAAAAUGGACUAUCGUCCGGAGAAGCUGGGAGCGUCUCGAAGAUACCUUGGGCGAGUUAUACCCAAUUCCGACGCGCGAGUCGAAGAGAGCAAUGGUUGCUCUAUCCCUUUUCAACCAACCUUUUGACAACGAUUCGAAUACCUACCUACCGACGGUAACCAUCGAUUCUUCCGAAAACAACUCGAAUUGCCUGCCUAUCGAUAGUAACCUUUCGAGACCUUCUUUUUAAACUAGUAGCUACAGUUCGACAGCUACUUUCAAUUCCUUAAACUCGAAAACCUACCGUUUGACGGUGCUCGAAGUUUUUUUACUCUCUCGAACGCUACCCACCUACCCCCACCCGAUUUCUCGAUCGAUUUUUAUCUUCUUUCCAAAGGAUUUCGUUAAAUAAACGCAAAGAAGCAAAGGCUUAUAUAACGAUGGGGGAGAAUAAGGGUGUUAGGGUCUGGAGCCCUGAAUAGGACACAGACAAGGAGGCAGGAGCGGAGGAACGGAGCGGGGACAACAAGAGAGGAGAGCGUACAUAGCUAGAGUACUGGGAGUACUAAGCUAGGGGAGCGCUAGGAUAGAGGAGAGCGUACACAGCUAGAGUACUGGGAGUACCAAGCUGGGGGAGCGCUGGGACAGAGGAGAGCGUACACAGCUAGAGUACUGGGAGUACCAAGCUGAGGGAGCGCUGACUCUCACGUAGGAGUCGAGGGAGAGUCGGUAUGUUGGUGAUAUCGAUUCUACCUUGAUUUUCAAA
Molecule: messenger RNA, 1896 nt
Organism: Pyrenophora tritici-repentis Pt-1C-BFP
Lineage: Eukaryota; Fungi; Ascomycota; Dothideomycetes; Pleosporales; Pleosporaceae
Source: RefSeq, a predicted model, not a curated record